Messenger RNA from Monascus purpureus, 806 nucleotides. The record is from the annotation of a GenBank genome assembly. NCBI's taxonomy places the organism in Eukaryota, Fungi, Ascomycota, Eurotiomycetes, Eurotiales, Aspergillaceae.
AUGCCAAUAAAAGCCCUCCUCUUCGACCUCAUGGGAACAUGCUGUGACUGGAAAUCGUCCAUCCAGCCCAAACUCGCCUCCAUCCCCGUCUUAUCCGCCCGCCUCUCUGACGCUGAGAUCGUGCAGCUGGCCACCGACUGGCGCGCCGGUUUUUUCGAGGAGAUCCAUGCUCGGUUCUGCGCUGGCGCUGAGCCUGAGGACAUCGAUGUCACUCAUAGAAGGGUUCUUGAUCGGCUUCUCGCGGAGAGGGGGAUUGGUUUGGAGGAGUGUGGUGACGGGGAUCGGUCUGCGUUAGUUCGGAGUUGGCAUUGGCAGCUUGCAUGGCCUGAUACUGUGGAUGCCAUUGAACGAUUAAGGAAGGAGUAUAUGGUCGUCGUCCUCGCGAACGGCACCACUCGCCUUCAGAUGGAUAUCGUCAAGUCAUCUGGGAUUCCGUUUCAUUCGCUGUUCUCCUCGCAAUUACUCGGUUCUACCAAGCCGGAUCCAGCUAUAUAUCGAAAAGCCCUCGAUCUCUUGCAGAUCCAGCCAGAUGAAUGUGUCAUGGUAGCUGCGCAUGCCUAUGACCUUCGGGCUGCGAAGGAGGUUGGGAUGCGGACGGUAUAUGUGCAUCGUUCCACCGAGGACGUCGAUGAAGAUAUGGACGUCGUUCGUAGGGAUGUAGAUCUCUUCCUGACGGCUGAUCAGGGCGGGAAGGGUCCGCUGGAGCAAUUGGCUGAUUUGAUGGGCGUCCUAUUUGUAGAUUGACUUGCUGAUUGUAGACAUGGCAUCCUACGAUUCAGGACCGUAAAACUUUUUGUUGAAGACUA